Messenger RNA from Spinacia oleracea (spinach), 2343 nucleotides. Its product is annotated as vegetative cell wall protein gp1-like. The coding region runs from base 22 to 945 and encodes 307 amino acids. The transcript is spliced from 2 exons. Lineage: Eukaryota; Viridiplantae; Streptophyta; Magnoliopsida; Caryophyllales; Amaranthaceae. The record is from RefSeq and is a predicted model, not a curated record.
UUCUCUUCUUCCUCCCCACGUAUGUUUCCACUCCCUUUCCUUGAAAUCUGUCUACAUUCAUGCCUUGGAGACCAAGGACUUCUCCUUGUUCAUCACUCUACAUACUUACAAAACCCAUUUCAAUUUCAGAAACCAAAUCAAAAUUCAAAUCCAUUUUUCCUUUGUUUUCCUGUGAUUCAAACCAUCACCAAAAACCACCGUGAACACCACCACUGUCAACCGCCACCCCCAUUCUCUUUCACCUCCAUCAUCAGCCACCUCCACCACCAUUUACCCGCCUCACCUCCGCCACCAUCUCCGGAAAAACGCGAUCCAACACCCCCCUUAUUUUCGCUCCCUUCCCCGCAGCCACUCACGCAGUCACGCCCCUGUUCCUUCUUCUGUUUCUUCCCUUGCGGCACCACCAGCGUCGCACCACCGCUCCCAACCACCCCUGUCCACCCAGAACCACUACCACGCCUCACCUUACUCCCCUGCUCUCCCCUGUUCUUUUUCCUUUCCCCUGCUCGAUGCACCACCCACGCAGCAACACCACUUCCCGGCCACCUCACUAACCCUCCUAGACCCACCUCCGCCUCUCAACCCCGGCGAGCUUCUGAUUCCGCCGCCCAGAACCGCCCAACCAUUCUCAAACUCCUCUGCUUUCCCGCCGUUGUUCGACCUCCCUUGCCCCUUCUGUGCUGUUCCACCGCCGCGAACCAACCACCUUCACCAUCACCGUCUUGCUUCGGCGCGGUCUCGCGCUGCUGCGACACAAGGGCCGCCGCCCAACCGCCCCUCUUUCCUCCCUUGUUCGUGCUCUGUUUCGCACCCCCCCCCCCCCCCCUUUUCCCUCUUUUGGUCGCCUUUCCUGAACCCAAAAAUCAAAUACUCAAACCUUGUUUUACUGCUUUAACAAACCCAAAACAAAAGGGGAUGGGCCCAAAUUCUAAUGGGUUUUGGUAAACUCAUUCUCUAUUACUAUUUUCAGAUUUAUAAACUUAUCUUUUAUGUUUUUAUCUAAAUAAAUUAGAUAAAAUAUUUCGAUAUAUGUUUAUAUAAUAAAUUACUAAUAAAAAUUACUUAUUAUUUUUCAGGUAGGAAAAUAUAUUUAAAUUACCGGUUUUACUAAAAUUAAAGUUACUAGCUAGUAUUAACAAAAAUGGAAUUUAAAUAUUUUCAUGCAAGUCGAUUUAUAAAAUAUAAAUUAUGUUUUGAUUGAAAUAUCAUUUCGUGAUAUAUCCAUUAAUUUAUGAAAUUAUAUUUUUAUUAAAAUUCGUUAUUUAUAAAUUCAUUACAUAUAAAUUUUAUUAUUUAUAAAAAUAUCGAUUUUAGAUUAUUUAUUAUUUUAAGUAACUAAUUGAAUGAUUUAAUAUUCUGAAAGAAAUCGGACUUGGAUCUCAGGAAGAACGAUCCAUCAGACGGGAAGUAUAAAACUACGGUUGAGGUACUGCGGGGAACAAUGGACACGAGUAGUGGCGAGGAACUUCACUUUAUUAAUAUUCACCUAGUUCAUGCUUAAUGUUUUAAUAGUUUAAUUAAAGACUUUUAGUAAUUUAUGUACUUGUAUUUUGGGAAUAUAAAGGAUUAUUAUAAUAAUUUGGGUUUUGAUAGCUUAUGUAUAGUUGCCUUGUAAUUUCCAAGAGGGAAUUACGGCAGGUAAUGUCCCGACCAAGUUAGGUUAAUUCCGCUGCUAAUUAUGCUUUAAUAAGUGAUUUAGAGUUCGGGGUGUUACAAUAUUCCAUGAAAGGACGAAACAUAUUGAAGCAGACUGUCAUUUUAUACGAGACACAAUCAAAGAGUGUAUCAUUUGUCCAUCGUAUAUUCGUAUGUAUCAACAAAGGUGCAACUCGCAGAUAUAUUUACAAAGGCACUCGGCAAAACACAGUUUGAGUUUUUUCUUGACAAGAUGGGCAUUCAAGAUUUACAUGUUCCACCUUGAGAAGAUGUUACGAUAGAUUAGCGAGUAUCUUAAUCAGAGUAAUAUUCUAAGCAUAUUAGUAAUAGGAAUACUAGUACUGUACGUUUAUGAUAUGCUUGUGAACAAAUAGGAUAGCAGCAGUAGAACUCCUAAUUUAGAUGGAGUUAGAACUCCUAAUAUAUUGUAUUAUAUAUGAUGGGCAAAUCAAUGAGAACAGAUAGACUUUAAUCAAUAUUUGUCACUAAAUAGUAGGCCAAUCUAAAGUAUCAUGAUGAUGGAUAUAACUCAAUAAUUUGCAGGUGCAGUAAAUACACAACUAUUCAUGGGGAAGGAAAAUAAAUCAUUUUCUUGUAUUAGUAACUUUUAAAAAAUCUGUCAAAUCAUAAUCGACUGGAGAUAAAAUAAUAAAAGAAAAAAAAAGGAAAAUAUUUGAGCUUAAAGAA